AAUCCCAAUCGAAUUCCUGAGGACUAUUUAGGUGCACUAAAAUGUAGUGAACUAGCAGUAUGUUCCGGGAACAGUUUAUAGUGCACUGUCUAUCCCGAGAGGCUUUUCGGUAUUUAGACAGCCACAUCUGCUGAAGGGGAGGAAUGUCUUCGCGAUUUCUAUCCGAAACCUUUGUUCACGAGAUCUGGGCUAAAAAUCUCGAGUGUAAAUGAUUUAUGAAGACACACACACACACACACACACACACACACACGCUGAGUUUAACUGGAAGCUUCACAGUAAGAAGCUGCUGCUACCACGACAGUAGGCUGAUGCUAAAAUGCCGUCACCUGUUAAAGUUAUCGUGGUUGGAGCGGGGAGCCGCGGAGAGACUUACUCCGACUUUGCCUCCAUCCAUCCUGAUCGCCUGAAAGUAGUUGGAAUUGCUGACCCAAGACCUUUUGCACGAAAGAAGCUCCAGGAGCGUCACAAAGUGCCUGAAGGAAAUGUAUUUGAUGAUUGGCAUUGUGUAGCAGAAAGGGAGAAGUUUGCAGAUGCAGUAUUUAUCUGCACUCCUGAUCGCCUUCAUAAGGAACCAGCGGUUGUUUUGGCGAGGAAGGGUUAUCAUAUACUCUUGGAGAAACCAAUGGCAGUGACUCUAGAGGACUGCACAGAGAUUGCAGAGACUUGCGUUCAAAGUGGCGUAAUGCUAACAGUGUGCCAUGUUCUCCGAUACGACCCGUUCAUCAGAAAAAUCAAAGUGCUCAUCGACAGUGGAGCCAUCGGGGACGUCAUUCAUAUUCAACACUUUGAACCAGUGGGCUUUUAUCACUUCGCUCACUCCUUUGUGAGAGGAAAUUGGAGAAAUGAGGCAGAAAGCUCUUUUGCUCUUUUAGCUAAAUCCUGCCAUGACGUGGACUUGAUCCAUCACUGGGCUGGAGGACGCAGGUGUAUAAAAGUUUCAUCAUUUGGAUCUCUCAGCCAUUUCCGAAAAGAAAACAAGCCACCAGGAGCAGCGAAUCGUUGCUUGGACUGUUCUGUAGAGACAGACUGUGCGUAUUCGGCGAAGAAAAUCUACCUGGACAGAGUCAGAAAGGGAUGGGUGAGAUGGCCGGUGUCGGUUAUAUGCGGCAGUUCCGUCUCUGAUAUCGAGUCAGUAACCGAGGCCUUGAAAACAGGUCCAUACGGUCGCUGUGUCUAUGAGUGUGACAACGACGUGUGCUCAAAUCAGGUUGUUAACAUGGAAUUUGAAGGAGGCCUCACUGCUUCUUUUAGCAUGGUGGCAUUUACAGAAGAGGUGUGUCAGCGCAGAACCAGUGUCUAUGGCAGUAAGGGGGAGCUGACCUACAACGGCCAGGAGAUCCAAGUAUUCGACUUUCUCACUCAGGUAUCCACAAAGCACACAGUGGACAUGACUGUACCGGGGAGCUUCAGCAAAGGUGGUCACGGCGUUGCAGAUUAUCAUCUCGUUGACACCUUCGUUUCAGCUGUGGCGAACGGAGACCCAGUGCUGGUCCAGUCCGGUCCGAAGGAAACGCUGGCGAGUCACAGGCUGGUGUUCGAGGCCGAGCGUUCUCGUCUGGAGAACAGAGUGGUGAUGUGUGAAUGAUUACAACUAGACCAUGAAGGCCCAAACUUUUUUUUUCUUUUUUUAAUGACUGCAUUAAUGAUAGUAUUUGACAUUUUAAACUCUAACAUUCAUUUUAAGUUGCAUUGCAGGCAAAAUUGCCCUUUCUGUCUGGAUGCAAAGGAUGGCUUACUCUCACAACUGUCGAGGGUUUUCUAUAGUUUUAAUACCAGUAAAACCAGUAAAUGAUUAGUAUCUGUGAACUUGUGUGUGCAGCCUUCCUCUGCGUGUGUUACACUGUCCUGUCACAUGGCAUCAACAGCAGUUUAAAGUUGUAGUGGCCUGUUUCAUGUGACCUUGAGGAAGCACUUGAAGGUGUUCGUCUUUAUUCUCCCAGGUUGGUGUCUAUUGUAUGUUCGGUAAAAUCUGACUGGUGUGAGAAUCGCAGAUGAACCAGAUGAAGAGGAAAAAAUGGGAAAAACUUCUUUUCCCAGCAUCAGAUGAAAAUUGUUCUGAUUUGAUUUUAUUCCGAUUUUAUGAGACAGCUAUUACGAUUUUAGACAUUGCUUUUAAAUUCUGUAUGUAUAAUUAUUUCAUUAAUUUUAUUAUUUGCAUUUAUUUGUUUAUAAUCAAUCUUUAGAAAGAGUAAGCAUCAAUUUAGACUUUUUUUUCUAAUAGUAGAACAAAUAAACAUUUAGAAACCAAUUUUGUGCACAAUUACUGUAUAUAUAUUUAUCCUGUCCUGUUCUUAAAAAUAAGUGAUGUAAUGCUGUUUUGUCUCCAUUUACAUGAUCACAUGUUGAGAUGAACAAUCCUGAAUGUCUCGGUUGAUCUGUGUAUCUUGUGUACGAGUAAAGCAUGUUACCACGUGUUA
This is a messenger RNA of Hemibagrus wyckioides, 2420 nucleotides long. RefSeq lists its product as uncharacterized. Gene Ontology annotation, molecular function: nucleotide binding. The transcript is spliced from 14 exons. Bases 320 to 1588 code for a protein of 422 amino acids. The record is from RefSeq and is a predicted model, not a curated record. NCBI's taxonomy places the organism in Eukaryota, Metazoa, Chordata, Actinopteri, Siluriformes, Bagridae.